Halichondria panicea is the source of this 3094-nucleotide messenger RNA. RefSeq lists its product as uncharacterized. NCBI's taxonomy places the organism in Eukaryota, Metazoa, Porifera, Demospongiae, Suberitida, Halichondriidae. The record is from RefSeq and is a predicted model, not a curated record.
GUAUGGGAGGAAGAAAAUUCAAACUUUACAACCCAAAGAAAUUGGAAAAAAAAAGUGUGCUGUCAUGUCACUCCCAGUUUCAAUUAAGCUAACACCUGAUAUCAAAGUAUUCCCGAUAUCAAUUCCUCUCAAGGCACUGGAGCAAGACACAGACUACACAGUGAAGCUUCCUAUCCAACACUUUUUUUCCGCUCCGCUCCUUACUACACAGGCGUUGAAACUGAGGCUAGAGAAGAAAACUCUUCCACUUCUUUGGAGCAUGCAUCUGGGAUGCCAAGAUUCUUUGCUGUUGUGCAAAAUGAGCCUGGCUGAAGGUAUACAUGUAGCACCAGUUGUACAGGUUUCUCUGCGCAUUAAUGAAGAUCUCUCGUGGAGCGUUUCAUUUGUUGGUCGAAUCAUUCCUCCGAAUGCACCAUCAAUGUUGAGCCUCCCACCAACGAUCAAAACCAUCGAUGACAUGACUACCCUGCUGGAUUUUUUCGCCAACUGUCAACUUUGCUGUGGUAGCAAGGAAGAGAAACUGUUGAAUGUAAUCAAACACAAGGACUCAACACUCCAAGGUCAAAACUCUGCAACGAUUGACACAUCCUCGUGUCAGCCCACAGUGAGGCAUAGAGACUGCCACUACCUCCUACCACCAUCUUCUAGCUGUGUACGAUGCCCAAAAUGCACUCGCCAUCGCUCUUCUCUUCUAAUACAAUCUAAGCGCCUGGAAAAUUCUACUCCAUCAAAAAAAACCAACUAUCGAUUCCUCUCCAAACAAGGACUUGUUGAUCGAGUACAACUGGUUCACUCACAAGUGAAAGUGAUGACAAAAAGAAAUUUGAGACUGAAGAAGAAACUCGAAACUCAAUUCGAAGAAAAUGGUAUGACUGUGAGUGAGGAGACACACAAUGACCUCGCUACAGUUAUUGAGAGGAAUUCCGACACAGUUGACUCUCUGCCUCCCAACUCAUUUCAACGCCUGUUCUGGGAGCAGCAAUUAAUAGCCAUGUCCAAGCCAAGUUCGAAGGCCAAGGGUGUACGUUACCAUCCUCUCAUGAUCAGAUGGUGCUUGUAUCUUCAGUAUCAUUCAAGUGGAGCGUAUAAUCUCUUGAGAGAGAGUGGGAUUCUCAAACUCCCAUCUAGCCGCACCCUGCGUGAUUAUACUCAUUUCGCUAGUGCCAAGCCAGGAUUUUCAGUCGAGGUGGAUAAGAUGUUAAUCGAUGCUUCUAAGGUUGCUAGUUGUCCAGAGCGAGAAAAAUACAUACUGCUUCUCCUGGACGAAAUGCACGUCAAAGAAGAUUUAAUUUUCAACAAGCAUUCGGGGGAGCUGAUUGGAUUUUCCAAUCUUGGUGACAUCAACAACCAUUUGGAAGUCUACUUACGGUCUCUUGACACUGACAUUGAACAGUCACCUCCCCUUGCCAAAUAUUUAUGGUGCGAGGGCUAUUUACGAAGAUGCAGUUUGCGUACGCACAGUUCCCGUGUUGCUCUCGUGCUAGGUGUCACAAUGGACGGGUGUGCUGUCAACAGACGAUUUAUGAAGUUGCACCAAUCCUCCGACUCAUUUUUCUACAAAAUCACGAACCCCUACACCUCAGAGAGUCGGCCAAUUUUUUUCUUCUCAGAUCCUCCUCACCUUAUGAAAACCGCUAGAAAUUGUCUAUUCUCUACAAAAAGAGAAACUGUGGGUAAGUAUACUUGCAGAUAUAGCUAUACUGGCGUGAAUGAGGGGAAAGACAUCACGAGGCAGCACGUUGUGACUCUUUAUGAAGAGGACCAGAGGGGUGGUCUGGGUCUAAGAGUCCUACCCAAGCUUAAGUACGAGCACCUUCAUUUGACCUCUUUUUCCAAAAUGCGAGUGGAUUUAGCUGCACAGGUGUUGAGUGAGUCCGUUUCAAAGGCACUUACUUUAAGGGGUGGAGAGGCAGCCGAAGGAACAGCCUGUUUCUUGCUACUCAUGAAUAAAUUCUUUGAUUGCACAAAUGUGAAGAAUUAUUCAGCUGGUGCCAGGUCACCCAAACCAUUUCAGCUACCCUACUUAAGUGCGGAGGGUGAGAGGCUAACGUGGCUGAAGGAUGUCUUCUUGGUAUAUCUGGACAACUGGGAGAUUUCUGUCAAAGAGAGAGGGGCUUUCAGCAAGAGGGAGCAGAACAAGAUGCAGCUGAGCCAAGAAACAUUGCUAGGACUUCGAAUGACAAUUUUCUCUCUUAUCGAGUUGGUGAGAUUUGUAUUUACAAUUCCUGGGGUGAAGUCAUUUCUUACUCAAAGGAUCUGCCAAGACCCCCUAGAAAAUUUCUUUGGAUGUCAAAGACAAAGGGGAGGGACACACGACAAUCCCACCGUUGCCGAAUUUGAAAAAAACAUGCAGGCAUUAAGAGUGAUCAAUUCCUUUGCGAGAGGUCCUGCCAAGGGUAAUUGCAGAGGAUUCAGUAAUGAAAGUAUUUUGACUGAUAAAGAGAACACACCAUUACCUAAACGUCGCAAGACUAGAAAAAAUUAAUUUUUGUAAUCACAUACCCGCAUUGCCAAUUUCUAUAUAUCCAUGCGAUGCAUGCAGCUGUUUUCCCAACAUUAAAUUUUCAUGUUAUAAGGGUUGACCAUUAUAAUAAUUAUUGUACUAUGGUUGCACCAAAGAUCAAAGGCUUCAGUUGUAGUUUAUACUACUUAUACAACCUGUCUGACCACAGCCAUGGUAUAUGGCAGUUAUACCCGUACCCUAGUGUAUAACUGCCAUAUACCAUGGCUGUGGUCAAACUACAUGUACAGCUAGAACUGAAUACAGUAUCCCACCUUUGCAAUAAAAUUGACACACUGUUUCAAUUAAAACAAUGACACACUACUCAAUUCAAUCAAUAUUAGCAAUAUUAGAGUUAGAGAGAAUUCAAUACAAAACAGACUACUAAUGAUUUUAGUCAACAUAAAAAGAGCCAAGUUCGAGCGAUGAAUAGUUCCAAAAAGGAGGCAAAUUUCAAAGAACUCCGUGAUCGUGAAUCGAACGAUACUGGUUUGUUUGUGUUGCUUUUUUUCAACUUUCAACAUUGGUUGUCACAACCUGCUUAUUACAUUGCUGCAUGGGACCAGGAGCAGUAAGAAGGGUCCAGACUGCCAA